UCUCGCGAGAAGGGGCGCUCCCUCUGUGCUCGCCUAUUGUGAGAGUUUUCCUAAUCUCGCGCGAGCUUCGAAGUUUCCCACGCCUGUUGUUGUGGCGUCUGCCCUUUUCGCUCUCCCUCUCUCUCUCCCUCUCUCUCUCCGAGUCGCUGUUACCCGCCGCCCCCCUUUCUCUCUGUCUUCCUCACCCACCCCCUUUCUCUCCGUCUCCCUCGUCCCUACACCUCCAGUCUGCUUCUGUUGUCUCGGCGGAUUGUUGGGCUGUGGGAGAGGAAGGAUAUCGCGAGUAUUGGAGUUUUGGUGAGAGUUUGUGGAAGAUGGCGCCUGUUGUGACAGGGAAGUUCGGGGAGCGCCCUCAGCCACAGCGCCUAACGAGAGAAGCGAUGAGGAACUAUUUGAAGGAGCGAGGCGACCAAACCGUCAUGAUCCUGCACGCUAAAGUUGCACAGAAAUCCUACGGCAAUGAGAAAAGGUUCUUCUGCCCUCCUCCCUGCGUGUACCUGAUGGGCAGCGGCUGGAAGAAAAAGAAGGAGCAGAUGGAGCGAGACGGCUGCACCGAGCAGGAGUCGCAGCCUUGCGCCUUCAUCGGCAUCGGCAACAGCGACCAAGAAAUGCAACAGCUCAACUUAGAGGGAAAGAAUUAUUGCACAGCCAAAACCUUGUACAUAUCCGACUCCGACAAGAGAAAGCACUUCAUGUUGUCCGUCAAGAUGUUCUAUGGCAACAGCGCUGACAUCGGUGUCUUCCUCAGCAAGAGGAUCAAAGUCAUCUCCAAACCCUCCAAAAAGAAGCAGUCCCUCAAAAAUGCUGAUUCAUCUGUGUCGUCUCUGUCCUCAGUGUGCAUCGCGUCGGGGACCAAGGUGGCGCUAUUCAACCGACUGCGGUCCCAAACCGUCAGCACGCGCUACCUACACGUGGAGGGCGGCAACUUCCACGCCAGCUCCCAGCAGUGGGGCGCUUUUUACAUCCACCUCCUGGACGACGAGGAGUCAGAAGGAGAGGAGUUCACUGUGAGAGACGGUUACAUCCACUACGGCCAGACAGUCAAGCUGGUGUGCUCUGUCACCGGCAUGGCCCUGCCCAGACUGAUCAUCAGGAAGGUGGACAAGCAGACGGCGCUGCUGGACGCGGACGACCCCGUCUCUCAGCUCCACAAGUGUGCCUUCUACCUGAAGGACACGGAGCGCAUGUACCUGUGCCUUUCCCAAGAAAGGAUCAUCCAGUUUCAAGCCACUCCAUGCCCAAAGGAACCAAACAAGGAGAUGAUCAACGACGGCGCCUCCUGGACAAUCAUCAGCACAGACAAGGCUGAAUACACUUUCUACGAGGGCAUGGGCCCCGUCCACUCCCCCGUCACCCCCGUGCCUGUGGUAGAGAGCUUACAGCUAAACGGUGGCGGGGACGUGGCCAUGCUGGAGCUGACGGGACAGAACUUCACUCCAAAUCUGCGGGUCUGGUUCGGAGACGUCGAGGCCGAGACCAUGUACAGGUGCGCGGAGAGCAUGCUGUGCGUGGUGCCCGACAUCUCGGCGUUCCGCGAGGGCUGGCGCUGGGUGCGGCAGCCCGUCCAGGUGCCCGUCACGCUGGUGCGGAACGACGGCAUCAUCUACUCCACCACACUGACCUUCACCUACACGCCGGAGCCCGGGCCCAGGCCGCACUGCAGCGCCGCCGGGGCCAUCCUGCGGGCCGGGAACUCCAGCCUGCUCAGCAGCGGCGGCGGCGGCGGCGGAGGCGGGGGCGGCGGCAUCGGCCAGGAGCCCGGCUCCGCCGUCUACGGCCCCAACAGCACCUCCAACGCGGGAGUCACAUCCUCAUCCUCCACCGCCGCGGCCGUGGUCUCCUAACGCACACCGGGGGCCACUCAUACAGUAUGCCUUGAGAGCAAAUAUACCAUAAGGUAUAUAAAGACUAUAGGAAAUAAACAAAAAAACUGACUCACUCUAAAGUGCUGCGUAUUAAUUUUUGGAUACAAAGAAGCUGACGUGGAUGAACCGGCGGGACGUGGGAGCCGACGCGGGGGAAAUCUUGAAGGAGUGACAUGGCAAAGUCGUCAGCCGACGGGAAUAAAAAAAAAAGUGCUCCUUGACGCGCCCCCCUCACCCUCCUCCCCCUCCCCCCCUCCUCUCCUGUGGUUACUUUAGGGACCUGCCUAUCCAGCCCUGGUGUUUGGAAUGAGUGAAGUUCCCGCAGGCUCAGAGCACCAGCACCUUUCUACAGCUGUGAGAACGGGAAACCACCACAACAACAAUACAUCCACCGUGCACAACACACGAAAAAAAACAAAAAAAAAUCCGAAAGAAAGAAAAUUUGGAAGGAAAGCCGAAUUUUUUUUUUUUUUUUUUGCGCCGCCCUUCGCCUCCCACCACUCGUUUCCCGAUUCUCCCUUUUUUUGUUUCCGUGUCGUUUUGCGUUCGUUUCGCGGGAUCCCGACGGAUGUAUUGUUGUUGGAGGGAGCGCGAGGAUGCCGAGGGACACACAUAAAACGUGACGAUAACAUAGUUUUUAUGGACCAAGGAUCUUGUAUAAGCUUUAGUAAAGGUACAUUUUUCUCCAUACCUUUUUUGUAUUAAACAUAUAGUACACUUUUGUUACCAAAUAGUUUCUAUUCUUCCUCUGAGCUUUGGGCUUUGUUUUCCCCCCUUUUUUGAGGUCCAAAAUCCCAACCUGUAUGUUAUUGUGACCUUACUACAAACGCCUGCUUUUCAGAUUGAUUUCUUUUGAUACUUCUUCUGUUAGGGGGGAAAAAAAAAAAAAAAAUCUGAAGUCUGGGUUGUUUAUUUACAUAAGCGAAGGUUGUUUUUUUUUUCCCUUUGUUUGUUCGUUUGUUCGUUUUUUUAAAAAAAUUGGGGAAUAACCUCAGAGGGCCUAUUUUUUAUCUUUGGUUUUUAUGAAGUCUUUAAAAAGAAAAGCUUUAAGCAACGCCUCUGCCUUGCCUGCAAUACUCUAUGUGCGCUAAGUCUCCUGGAAAGUAUACGCAUCAGUACAUCUCACGUGGAGCCAUAGCAACGUUUGCAGAACAAAAAAAACAAAAAACAAAAAAAAAAUAAAUAACUAGACUUCCAUGGUUACGAAAAACGAGUCAGUUCGCCAUUUCCAGACUAAUGUAACGAGCGUAGUCGUCGACGUAAAGGAUAGCCUUAGUACUGUAUAUUCUUACCGCGUACAAACCCGUCACAUAUCCGCAUCGGUCACCGCUAACGUGUCGAAUAGUGAACGUCGGAGAGCGCACCUAGCCGGGUGUCUUCCAGUGUGUGCUGUAGUUCUGCUGGCAUUUAUCUUUUUCCAAAAAAAAAAAAAAAAAAAACGAAAAAACUUUUCAAUUUGAUGUGGCCUUACUGAAAACUUCAAUUACACACGCACUCAAAAAAACAAAACAAAAGACAUUUUUUAACUGCUGUUUACUCACCUCGGAAGAACCCGAUAAGAUUGUCGACUUCUUAUCGCGGCUGCGCCUCUAGAACCACCUUUACAUGCAAAGCAGCCUUCUGAGGGGUUCUCCUCCAUCCUUGGUGUACAAGUACAAUUAUAACCCUUUUGUUUGUUUCUUUUUUUUUGUUUUUUUGUUUUUUUUAUUCUCGUUGCGGUGCGCGCCACCCCCAUCUCUCUUUUGGUACAACGUCUGACGAGCGCCGCAAAAAAAAGCUCCGCUCGGCCUUCUUCCUUCCCAGCGUCCUCGCACGCGUCCGUGGCGACCGCGUCUCCUGUAGGAGUAUAAAGGCCUUCUAAGUGUGCGUUUCUUCGAAAAAUGUGUGCGUUUUUCCGAACAUAACAGCAAUAUUGUACAGGUCAUUUCGUCGUAUCUUGUCCGCCUGAGCACUAGUUCACCAGCCAGCAAAUCUGUGUGUGUGUGCGCGCGCGUGCGUUUGUUUGUUUGUUUGUUUGUUUGUUCGUGUGUGUGUAAUGGAAUAUUGAGUCAGACUCGCUCCAUUUCAAUCUCCUCUCCAAGAAAACAAACCGUCUUUUAAGAAAAAAAAAAAGAAAAAUCUGUCUUCCACCAGGACCCCGAUAACCGUGGACGAACAUUCAGAGGCAAUACGUGUGAUUAUUGGUGUUACAGUGCGACUGUAUACACUUCUGGGGAACACAAAACGACAACAACAACAACAACAAAAAAGAACUUGAAUGUCUGCUUGAUGAAGUAUCUCGAAACUUUCUCACACGCAAAAAUAGGAACUAAAAAAAAAGAGGAUUUGCCCCGUUUCGGUGGAAAAGAGAUAAAGUUGUGCCCCCGUUUCGCCAUCUUUGCCCUUCUGUUUGUCAUUAAUGUUAAAUGUUUUAUAUUGUAAUAUUGAUAUUUUUUAAAUUAUUGGUACAAAGUUUCCCCUUGUCUUAUGUCGAAAAAGAAAAAAAGAAAAAGUGCAUUAUUGCCCUUGCUGCCUAGGUCGGCCUGUUAUUUUAUAUUUUCUUUUUAAAAGAGGCCACUUCCUGUGCGUCCCGGAACCCGCGGAGGAGCUGAAGGUGCUGCGAGCGGCGGUGUAGCAUCCAAAUGAAUAAAUAAACGGAUAAAAAAAUAUCGGCGCUUCUUCGAGCUGCGGGUCAACCUGAACCCUUUACUCUGCAGGAUGGAGCUCACAGAAUCUUAACUGUAGAUUUUUAAUGUUUUUUCUACGUCUUCUAGCUCUAAAUUCAGCCAGUUUUUUAACACAGCCUCUGCAUUAGCGUCACACUUUCCCCCCCCCUCCCCUCAUCCCUCCAUCCGUUCCCCUCAAGCUUGGAUAUUUUUAGGGGUCUUUUCCUUUUUGUUUACAUGUCGCCUCUUUAGGCCGAACCAUCCCCCGCCCCCCCGGCUCGUCUCUUCCCGCCGGAUGGAGCGGCUUCGUCACAAACCGACACAAACGCGCGGGGGUGGGUGGGUGAUGCAUGCUCUUCAAAAUAAAUGUGUCGCCUUGACAAUCCGAGCUGGCUUACGUUUCUCUUUUAAGGCGGUUUUAAGGGACGGGGGAGGAUGCAGAACAUGUGGGGAUGAAACUGUCAAAAGGGGUCAAAAAACACAAAAAUGAAAAAAAAAAAAAUCAAUAAAAAUGUUACAUGCCUUCGUAAAGGUGCACGCUGUAUUAACUCGGGCGAUAAAGCUUUGAGAGGGAGAGAGAGAGAGAAAAAAAAGAACGCCAUCAUUACUAUUCUCUUUGUGUGUCUGGUUGUUUUACACCUCCAAAAGCAGCUGUUCUUGUGUUUGUUUUAUAAUGAGCUCUGAACAAUGUAUGUAUCCUCUAAUAUGCCAAAUGUCUUUUAUAAUGUAGUUUUCAUGCACUGCUAAACAAAACAGGGCAGAGUGAGAGGCAGCUUUAAACAAAUAAGAAAAAAAAAAAAGGAGUGUGGAGCCCUUCUCUGUCGCACUCAGCCUUACUUCUCCUUAAGACUAUUUGGCUGUUUGCACUACAGAGCGCUAACCUUUCUAUUCUCACUUCAUCCUCGCUCUUUGUCGCGUUUUUUACGAUUUAUUUUUUUCUUGUGUGUGUGUGUACAUUUGAAAUUUUCUCGCCUUCUUCUUUUCUUUUUUUUUUUUUUUGUUAACACGCAGCCCUUCACGCUUAGCUUCGCUGCAGCCUGGAUCACUCUUCUUUUCUCGUCAUUUUCCCCCCUCCUCUCCUUCGCGUCCUUUCACUGUCUCUCACUUUUCUCACUGUAUCUGUGUAUUAUUCUAGUAAAUGGUAAGCAGAGGUGUCAUUGUGGUAGUAUACUCAGUGCUCAAAGGGUUGCUGAUGGUAGAAAAACCUGUGCCGUUUGUAACAUUUAGCAAUAACGUCAAAACAAAGGGGACGGUUUUUUGUUCUUUUUUUUGUUUGUUGUUUUUUUUUUUUUUUUUUGAUAACAUACGUUAGUUUGUUUUUGUACAUAUUGCAGCUCCAGAUCAUGCUCAAAUCUGUAUGUCAUUAAAAGAAGAAAAAAAGUGGAAAAAAAACUUGCAAUAUUGGCAUAAAAAUGACAAAUAAAAAAGUGAUAUAAAAUCUUA
Molecule: messenger RNA, 5953 nt
Organism: Mugil cephalus (flathead mullet)
Lineage: Eukaryota; Metazoa; Chordata; Actinopteri; Mugiliformes; Mugilidae
Gene: rbpjb
Product: recombination signal binding protein for immunoglobulin kappa J region b
Exons: 11
Coding region: 315-1844 (509 amino acids)
Biological process (GO): Notch signaling pathway; regulation of transcription by RNA polymerase II
Cellular component (GO): nucleus; MAML1-RBP-Jkappa- ICN1 complex
Molecular function (GO): RNA polymerase II cis-regulatory region sequence-specific DNA binding; DNA-binding transcription activator activity, RNA polymerase II-specific
Source: RefSeq, a predicted model, not a curated record